AUGUCCGAGAUCACUCACCCCACUAUCAAGGAUGGCUGGUUCUCCGAGCAGUCGGAUAUGUGGCCCGGCCAGGCCAUGAACCUCAAGGUCAACCAGAUCCUGCACCACGAGAAGUCCAAGUACCAGGAUGUGCUUGUCUUCGAGAGCACCGACUACGGCACCGUUCUCGUUCUGGACAACGUCAUCCAGUGCACCGAGCGGGAUGAGUUCUCGUACCAGGAGAUGAUCACUCACCUGGCCAUGAACUCCCACCCGAACCCCAAGAAGGUUCUGGUCAUCGGUGGUGGAGAUGGUGGUGUCCUCCGUGAGGUCGUCAAGCACGAGUCCGUCGAGGAGGCCAUCCUGUGCGACAUUGACGAGGCUGUCAUCCGUGUCUCCAAGAAGUAUCUUCCCGGCAUGAGCAUCGGCUUCCAGCACCCCAACGUGAAGGUCCACAUUGGCGACGGGUUCCAGUUUCUCAAGGAGCGCAAGAACGAGUUCGAUGUCAUCAUCACUGACAGCUCUGACCCUGAGGGCCCUGCCGAGAGCCUCUUCCAGAAGCCUUACUUUGAGCUCCUGCGCGAUGCUCUCCGUGAUGGAGGUGUCAUCACCACACAAGGUUCCGAGAACCAAUGGCUGCAUCUGUCCCUCAUCACCGACCUCAAGAAGGCCUGCAAGGAGGUCUUCCCCGUCGCCGAAUACGCCUACACCACAAUUCCCACCUACCCCUCCGGCCAGAUCGGCUUCAUGGUCUGCUGCAAGGACGCCACCCGCAAUGUCCGUGAGCCCGUCCGCACUUGGUCCCGUGAGGAGGAGGAGCGUCUCUGCCGCUACUACAACCAGGACAUUCACCGGGCCAGCUUCGUUCUGCCCAACUUUGCACGCAAGGCUCUGGAUGUGUGA
Aspergillus fumigatus Af293 is the source of this 882-nucleotide messenger RNA. Its product is annotated as spermidine synthase. The transcript has 5 exons. NCBI's taxonomy places the organism in Eukaryota, Fungi, Ascomycota, Eurotiomycetes, Eurotiales, Aspergillaceae. Gene Ontology annotation, cellular component: cytosol. Gene Ontology annotation, molecular function: spermidine synthase activity. Bases 1 to 882 code for a protein of 293 amino acids. The record is from RefSeq and is a predicted model, not a curated record. Gene Ontology annotation, biological process: spermidine biosynthetic process.